AUGACCAAAUCAAGUCCUUUCAUUACUCCAGAAAACUUAGAUACGUUUGAAACAUCAACAUCAGAUUUGGUCAAUAAUAAAUCUAAUGCUACUCCAUCAAGAAUAAUUAAAGAUAUUUUAGCUGGUACAUCGGGUGGUAUCGCUCAAGUUCUGGUGGGUCAGCCGUUUGAUACUACAAAAGUUCGUCUACAAACAUCCAAAUCUGGUACUACAUUACUUGAUGUGGUCCGUUCUCUUAUAAAAAAUGAGGGGCCUCUAGCAUUUUAUAAAGGUACUUUGACUCCAUUGGUUGGUGUUGGUAUUUGUGUAUCUGUGCAGUUUGGUGUCAACGAGGCUAUGAAAAGAUUCUUUCAUCAUAGAAAUCAUGGGUUACCGAUCACUCUGCCACAAUACUAUCUCUGUGGUAUGACCGGUGGUCUUGUUAAUUCAUUUCUUUCGUCUCCUAUUGAACACGUUAGAAUCAGAUUGCAAACACAGAAAAGCAAUGGUCUAGACAGAGAGUUUAAAGGUCCUUUAGAUUGUAUCAGCAAGUUGAUAAAACAACGUAGUUUAAUGAGAGGACUACCUGUGAUGAUGCUCAGGGCAGGCCAUGGGAUAGGUUGUUAUUUUCUUGUAUACGAAGCAUUGAUUCAACAUGAAAUGAAAAAGGGUAUAGCGAGAGCAGAAUUGCCAGCAUGGAAACUUUGUACCUUUGGUGGAAUUGCAGGUACAGUGUUAUGGAUAAGUAUUUACCCAUUGGACGUUAUUAAAUCUGUGAUACAGACUGAUAGAUUGCAUAACCCUGUAUUCAAGAAUUCUAUGAUUAAGGUUGCUAAAAAUUUAUAUGCUAAAGAAGGUCUCAGUGCAUUUUUUAAAGGGUUUGUACCAACUUUAUUAAGAGCUUCGCCAGCUAAUGCUGCCACUUUUGUUACAUUCGAAUUCGCUUUAAGAAUGAUGGGAUAA
Messenger RNA from Arxiozyma heterogenica, 942 nucleotides. RefSeq names its product organic acid transporter (gene YMC2). Gene Ontology annotation, molecular function: L-ornithine transmembrane transporter activity. The transcript has a single exon. Gene Ontology annotation, biological process: mitochondrial L-ornithine transmembrane transport. The coding region runs from base 1 to 942 and encodes 313 amino acids. Gene Ontology annotation, cellular component: mitochondrion. NCBI's taxonomy places the organism in Eukaryota, Fungi, Ascomycota, Saccharomycetes, Saccharomycetales, Saccharomycetaceae. The record is from RefSeq and is a predicted model, not a curated record.